Molecule: messenger RNA, 5476 nt
Organism: Vespula pensylvanica (western yellowjacket)
Lineage: Eukaryota; Metazoa; Arthropoda; Insecta; Hymenoptera; Vespidae
Gene: loco
Product: regulator of G-protein signaling loco
Exons: 15
Coding region: 374-4480 (1368 amino acids)
Biological process (GO): signal transduction
Molecular function (GO): protein binding; GTPase activator activity
Source: RefSeq, a predicted model, not a curated record
UGGUGAAUUGUCCAAUUCUUGUUAAUCUUCAAUAAAAUGUAUAACCAUUUUUAUAAGAUUUUUUCGUGAUAAUGCAGAGAUAUCUAGCAAUAAUUUUACGUGUUUCUUAUAAACAAUUAUAAUAUUAUAUUAAAAUUUGUGAAAUAUGUCUUAUAUCACAUAAAUUUCAUGAACAUAGGAAUGUAAAUAUGGAAGACAUGGAGUUCCAAAACACUCCAUGUUACCGUCAACCGCUAGACUUCUAUGACUUAUAAAUUUGGAUGUGAGACUGGAUGUAAAAAUCUUAUGCGAAAAAUGUUGGUACAUCAAGAGAAUCAUUUAAAAAAUUAUGAAGAUAUUUGAGCGUCUAGUCUUCUGAAAUAUAAAUACAAGCAUGCACCACAACAGAAGGAAAAAGAAGAGAGUAAAUUAUGGUGUUCGAGCUGUGGAAGUGGUUCGUGGGACAAAGGGAUAUGGUUUUACUAUUUCUGGACAACAGCCAUGUAUCUUAAGUUGUAUUGUACAAGGAAGUCCUGCUGAAAAUGCUGGGCUACGAGCAGGAGAUUAUUUGGUAGCUGUUAACGGCCAUAACGUUAGUAAAGUUCCACACGACGAUGUAGUACAGCUAAUAGGACACUCCCAAGGUGUCCUAAGAUUACAGAUAGCUGAAAAUUAUUAUUCCGAUUCAUCGGACGAAGAAGGUUUUGCUACUGUUAGGUCCAAGCCCAAAUAUGCUCACAAACCACGUGCAAACAAUACGAAUGCUAUACAGUUACAAUGUAGAGUUGCUAAAGUCGUUAGGGAUUUACAAAGCGGUGCCAUGUUCGAUACAACUGGAAGAACAGUGCAGCAAAGUAAAAUACAUUGUAAUCAUCUCCAUCAUCGUUGGAACAUGAGCAAUCCUCUUCCUCCGCCACCUCCACCUACAUCGCAUAAACGAGAUUCUGAAAAAAUUGUACAUAGAACUGUAGUCGGUUAUUUAGGUACUAUUGAUAUUCCUAAUCAAUUGCAUCCAUCUUCUAUGAUGCAGGUUCUACGAAAAUGCAUCAAAAGGUUAAAAGCAGAAAAACGAAAUCCGACUACAGUACUUUUAACGAUACACGUGGCAAACAUAAAACUUACUAAUUCAGAAAAUCUUGUGAUCGCUGAAUAUCCGUCUUAUAGAAUAAUAUUUUGUAAUUCUUUUUCCGAAGAAGAUAAACAGUAUUUUGGAAUAUUAACAAAGUCUGUCAAAGACAAGGAUGACAUAGUUUCGAAUUCGUGUCAUGUGUUCACUAUAUAUUAUAAGUUAAUAGAUCAUGCAAUACACUCUAGUACUUGUAACGUAUUUGGAUUUACAUGUACGAAGACUUCGGAGCUCAAUAUGUGCCAAGAAUUUCCCGAUAGCUGCAACAGUUUAAUAGGAGCCAUACAAACCUUAUAUAUAUCCGAUACUACGAAUGGCGAUGCCAAUCCGUACAACGAAGCGCGAAGACGUCAGGAUGCUGCUUCGCCUCAACCUAGCAACGUUAGCACGUCGACAGCUCAUUCAAGCAAUAGCGAUUCCGGUAUAGGUUUCAAAGACGACUAUCGUUCACGUUCGGAAAGAAAUGCAGAUUUUUCCCAUUCCAGACAACGCUCCAUUUUGCAGAGAGGUCUUAUAAUGCCUCCUAGUAGAGGAACAUUUAACGAAACUGCAGGUUCUAGACUCACAGUUCGAGCGAUAUCCGAUUCAAGAUGGGAGAAUAUAAUACGAUCGGGUACUUCGAAAGGAAAUGGGGUGGUAUCAUCGUCGUAUGAACCUGCAACCGGAAUAAAUAACGACAAAGUUUCAGUGAAUUUUGACAAUCCACGUGAUGGAACGAGUUCGUCUACAGUAGUGCUCGGAAAUCGUACGAUCGUUUCAGAAGGGAAAAAUUCAUGGAGGAGUGGGGAUGCCACCACCUGUCCGGGACCAUCUGCUCCUGUGGUCAUGCAGGGGUUCGGUAGUUCGUCCGUUGGUUCUCUCUCAUCUGCCUGUACCACCGCGAUGCUUCACGAAGGAACGGACGAAGUUAUCGAAACGUCGGAAAAUUUCUCAACCCAAUCGCAAAUUUUAACGCGAAUUACCGCCUGCGACAAAUUGAGUCCAAAGGUCUAUUGCGGCAUGUCGAAAUCAUUGGUUCAUAGCUUGGAGGAUUUGAAUCCAACGUCGGAACAUUCAUCAUCGUUUUUACACUCGUACGGUAAUAAAAACGACAAACCACGUCCAUGGGGAAGCUUGCAAGAAAUACGGAGCACUCGUACCUGCACGUCGGACAAUUGUUUGCAUGGAAGUACAGAAUCAUGUGACAAAGUCAGCGAUUGUAAGAGCGUACAUACGUGGGCAAAUGGAUUUGAAAAAUUAUUGGGAGACCCAAAGGGUUUGCAGACGUUUGCAGAAUUUUUGAAGAAAGAAUUUAGUCAUGAGAACAUUUAUUUUUGGGCUGCUUGUGAAAGAUAUAAGGAUACAGAAGACCCAAUUAGUCGGUGCAGAUUAGCUUGGCAGAUUUACCAACGUCAUUUAUCAAAUACAGCGGCAGAACCAGUGAAUGUUGACAGCCAUGCUUCUGGACAGAUCACUCAAGAACUUCUUAAUGAAGCCCCUGCGGAUCUUUUUUUACAAGCACAAAAGCAGGUGUUUAAUUUAAUGAAGUUCGAUAGUUACCCUAGAUUUCUAAGGUCUGAACUUUAUCGUCAUUGUUUAGAAACAGGAAAUAGUGCUAUCAAUAUAGAAGAUUAUGAUUUAAAUCUUAUUAGUUCACCUAGCGUGAAACUUAAGAAGAGCCAUUCGGAUGCGGAAGACCGUUGCCGGAAAUCUAUUCUUCCUUGGCAUAGAAAAAAUAGAUCAAAAUCGAAAGAUCGUGGUGAAACAGAGUAUAAUAAAGUCCCCAACCGAAGUGAAACUAUAUACAAGAGUUUUACUACUAUUAAGAGAGAAGCAGAAGGUAAUAACAAUGAGGAUAGCGUAUCUAUAUCUAGUAGCAGAUCCUCUUUAGCAUCAUGGGAUUUGGCAUUGAGGCAAUCGUUUAAUAAACAUUCAGUAUCGUCCUGUGAAGGACAGUUGAAUGAAAAGAAAGAAGUUCGCACCAAAUGUACCGGGUUGUGUCGAGUAAUAUUAUCGGACGGGUCCACUACAGUAGUGCCGACUAGCCAAACUGAGAGCAUUAAAGAUGUGGUUACUCGCCUCCUCGAUAAAAGAGCUCUUCGAUAUACUAACUAUGAUGUUCUUAUACUAGCUACAGAUGAGGUAGUGGAUACAAAAUAUCCUUCUUCAGUAUUAGCAGGACAAGAGGUAGAAGUUGUACCGACAAAGGUUUUAAAAGUUGAUUUACCUUCACGUAGAGUAAUCACUGUGAUCGCACAUAAGGGAAGAACUCUUAAAGAAGUACUCAGGCCUCUUUUGAAUAAAUAUGGUUUCAAUUUGGAUUUAAUUAGUAUUUGGAGCGAGGGUCAUCGCGUUUGUAUGGACAUUUCUGCUAUUAAUGCACCCACAAGACUUACGUUGACUACAAACAGCGAAGAUGCCCAAAGAGAUCCAGCUUUGGUCAAGUAUUCUGACGAAAUAUCACGUGGACAACCAACCUUGGAUGAAAUAACAAAUAAAGUAUUCGAAGAGUUGUUAGUAGGAAAAAGUGCAAGCAAAUAUCAAUAUAAUGAAGGCUCGUGUAAAUCUGAUGAUCAACGUUCCGAAGGUUCUUCUAUAUUGCCAAGUAAAUUUUUUGUCCGUGAUUCUACCAUGCAUGGAAAAAAGAAGAUGAAAUCGAAGUAUACUACUGGAAGUGAGAAAAGUGGUGGCACUACUGAGUCCGUUAGCGAAGAAACUACUAGACCUCAUCCUCCUCUUAUUGCAAAAUGGCGAAAUGGCGUAAAAUUGCAACUUCCUGGAAGGUUCGACGGAGAUGAUUUGUACGAGGGAUUGAAAAGGGCACAACGAUCUAGACUAGAAGAUCAGAGAGGAACAGAAAUUAAUUUUGAAUUACCGGAUUUCUUAAAGAACAAGGAAAAUGGGAAACCUUUGGAUCGCAACAAGUUUCGAAGAGCUCGAGUAACGCCUGCCAAUUGCUGCGAGGGAAGCACGAAAUUCUAUGAUACCGGAGAAGAAAAAGAUGUUACGACGGGACAAGAACGUGCAACGUACUUGACAAACGGUAGAAUCGUUGAACGAUUAACAACAGUGCCUGAUACAAUAGAAUCCGUGAGUAAAGGUCUUGACACGUCAUUUACUUUGGAUGGAACUAUAGUAGAUGGGGAUCAGACAAUCGUUGAAAAUGGAUUUCGUUCGGAUUCAAAACAUCAAGAGUCCCAUUCUGCAGAUAGUCAGGUAUCACCAACUACAAAAUUAUCGAAACCACCACCAUUACCACCAAAACCUAAAAAUCUUGUUAUGAACGUAGUAAAGACUAGUUAUAUCAUGACAUCGAAGACACAUCAAAAAUCUGGGAAGGAAAGUCCUAUGAACAAUCAAUCGGAAUCCUGUCAAAAUAAAAAUGUUAUCAUUUAGUUCGGAUUUUAUUCAUUAGUUGUCGACAAUUUUAUAUUGUCGUCAAAUUUAUAUUUUUAAAUGGUCAAAAUCUUCGGAAUAAAAUAUAAUAUAGAAUUUCUUACAUUUUAUAUCUAUCUCUUCGUUAUAUAUCAAGAUCGUUAGAAAAGAAAAUCGUACUGAGACGAUUUGCGAACGAUUUUUGAGAUUAUUUUUAUAUAUCCAUGAGAAAUUACUUCGUAACAUUUUUAUAUUCAAUAGAAAUUCAAUGAAAUUACGAAGACACAAAAAAGAGGCCUUAUAAAAAAAAAAAGUACAUUAAUGUAUUGACGUGGAGAAUCGUUUUCUUUUUUCUUUUCUAUGAUAACAACGAAUCAAUACAAAUUUGUAAAUAAACUCAGGAAAAUAAUCGGACGGUGCUAUGGGCGAGCAUGGAAAUUACGAGAUAUUUUAACAAAAAAGAAAAAAAGGAAAGAAAAGAAAAGAAUAGAAAAGAAAAAAUGACGAAUCAUAGCUGUAAACAGAGCAUUACUUGACAGAAUUAUUCUUAAAAUUAUAUUUACACGGCGGAGGUUAUUAAUAUUCUUUCUUUUUUUUUUUCUUUUUUUAUUUGGUUUUUUAACGCAAACUCAAAAGUUCUAACGCCAUUAUGUUCUUCGGAAAAUACUCCCUUUAUAAUUUAGCCAAGAUAAAAAAAAUAUAUGUAUAUGUAUAUUAUUAUAUUCUCACAAUCACGUAACUACAUGCAGCUGUGUUAGUAAUAGCUUUGUACGUGCCUUAAAAUUAACGAUACAUUUCAUGUAAGAUCGAGAAUAGCACAGGACAAUGUCGUGAUCGUUAUAUUUAUAACUUUAUGAUAUAUAUUGUUACAUUCCUGGUUGUACAGGACACGUUAGGAAUAUUUUAUUAUAUUUAUAAUUAUCGACGCAUGUGUUGUUACAUCAACGAUAAAGAGAGAUUUGUGAAAGGAAUCCACAAAUUUAACACGAAUAAAUAAAUUAUCGAAAUUUCGUUUAA